CCCUUUUCUUCACAUCCAGAGUCACCUGUGGUUGCUGGUUGUCAUGCUUGGCCUAAUUGGAUUUUCUCUGGGUAUGAGUGCAAUCCCCACGUUCCCUGAGAUCAUCACAUGUGCAUAUGAAAUAGGAUUUGAAGAGGGGCUAAGUACACUUGGAAUGGUGUCUGGGUUAUUUGGUGCAGUGUGGUGCACUGGGAUGUUUUAUGGCCCCAUUGUGGGAGGAAUUAUUGUUCAACAUCUCAGCUUUGAAUGGGCUGCUACAGUUCAAGGAGCGUUGGCAUUUUUGGGU
Neolamprologus brichardi is the source of this 286-nucleotide messenger RNA. The record is from RefSeq and is a predicted model, not a curated record. NCBI's taxonomy places the organism in Eukaryota, Metazoa, Chordata, Actinopteri, Cichliformes, Cichlidae.